Messenger RNA from Staurois parvus, 447 nucleotides. The record is from the annotation of a GenBank genome assembly. Lineage: Eukaryota; Metazoa; Chordata; Amphibia; Anura; Ranidae.
GUACACCUGUGCAAGACUGAAGGGGAGGUGCCGGUACACCUGUGCAAGACUGAAGGGGAGGAGCCAGUACACCUGUACAAGACUGAAGGGGAGGAGCCGGUACACCUGUGCAAGACUGAAGGGGAGGAGCCGGUACACCUACGCAAGACUGAAGGGGAGAAGCCGCCACACCUGUGCAAGACUGAAGGGGAGGAGCCGGUACACCUGUGCAAGACUGAAGGGGAGGAGCCGGUACACCUGUGCAAGACUGAAGGGGAGGAGCCGAUACACCUGUGCAAGACUGGAGGGGAGGAGCUGGUACACCUGUGCAAGACUGAAGGGGAGGAGCCAGUACACCUGUGCCAGACUGAAGGGGAGGAGCCGCUACACCUGUGCCAGACUGAAGGGGAGGAGCCAAGACACCUGUGCAAGACUGAAGGGGAGGAGCCAAGACACCUGUGCAAGACU